UUGCAGUGCGCGCGCAGGGGCGGGAGUGACGGGGUGGGGGGGCCGGGGGAGUGCAGGUAGCGGGGCCGGACCAGCUGAACGGGCACAGACCGAAGACGACACAAGUCCAUGGAGAGGCUCGUCUGCUCCGGGUGUUUACAUCUCUUCACCACCACAAGCCUCCUCUAACCCAGGGCCGGCUCUCUUCCUGCUCCGGGCGCUCGGACGUCGUGUGCGGAUAGGGAGCGGCAAAGGGUCGCGGUGACGGCAGCUGUAGCAUCCGGGGAGCUUGGAGGAGUAGCCGCCUCUAUGAUGAAGUUCAAGCCGAACCAGACUCGGACUUAUGACCGGGAAGGCUUUAAGAAGCGGGCGGCCUGUCUGUGCUUCAGGAACGAGCGGGAGGAUGAGAUACUCUUGGUCAGCAGUAGUCGCUACCCGGACCAGUGGAUUGUACCCGGUGGAGGAAUGGAGCCAGAGGAGGAGCCCGGUGGAGCAGCAGUGAGAGAAGUCUAUGAAGAGGCUGGUGUGAAGGGGAAGUUGGGUAGACUCCUGGGAAUAUUUGAGAAUCAAGAUAGAAAACAUAGGACUUACGUGUAUGUGCUCACCGUCACUGAGGUUCUAGAAGACUGGGAGGAUUCUGUGAACAUAGGGAGGAAGAGGGAGUGGUUUAAAGUUGAAGAUGCCCUGAAAGUCCUGCAGUGCCACAAGCCAGUUCAUGCUGAAUAUUUGGAAAAACUGAAAUUGGGCUGCUCCCCAACUAAUGGAAAUUCUGUAGGUCCACCAUUAUCGGACAACACUUCAUUAUAUGUAACCUCUGCACAGACUUCUUCUGGCUUGCCGUCAACAGUGAGAUAAACUCUGCUCUUUACAAGGCAACUUGCCGAUUCAGUGGGAAGAAUGACCUUUUGUGUUCUCAUGCGGACAUUCUAAUGUUUAGACCUGGAUUCUCUUGCAAAAUGUGCUAAAACCGUUUUGGUUUCUUUUUUUUUUUUUUUAAACCCAUGUAAAAUAUCAUUCGUCAGAUACAAGCCAUAGGAAGUUUUUUUUUUUUUAGAUUCCUUACACGGCCAUUUUUUCUGGUCUUAUGUUAAUCCACACGAUUAUGAAUAUGGCAUUCUUUUCCUAAUGCUUUCUUUCCGUAAGGGCUUUAAACUACUGCUGGAUGUGAGAUGGGCCUGGGGUGUACUGUGUUAAAGGUUCAAUACCAAAUGAGGGCAAUCCUGCAGAGAACAACUAGUCUCUUCAGCUUUUAAGAGGGCUGCUAUUACAUAACUGUCUACUCUGUACUGCAGAAAAACAGCUGAUUUGAUUUCCUUUGUCCUGUAUAGCAAUAGGCCAGUGGCAGGUAUGAUUUAGAUAUCUGUUUGUGUGAGAUUGUCAAUUACAAGCCAACACGUAUAAAGGGGGGCAGUCACCACUCCUGAAACUUUUUUUUUUUUUUUUUUUUAAAGAAAAUACUUGCAUUCCCCAUGAGAUCACAAUUCUGGAACAUCUUUUUCCAUAGCGUUUUGUCCGGUUCCUGUUAUUCCUCCAGAGUAUUUAAUUAGAAUUGGCGGCACCAUUCCUCUUGUCAAAGGAUUUGACAGUGUCAGACUGUGUGGAGACACACUGGUAACACCCAAUUGUCAAUUUAUUCAUAUGUUUUCUGGGAGGAAUAAUAGAGGAUGGACAACACAUUCGAAGAAAAAAUGCUCUGGAAUUAGUAGUUCACAAAGAAAGUAUGUACUAAAGUAGCUGCCAGGUCUUCUUUGAGUGAGGAUGGAUUUCAAACCUAGUCUGCCUUUUUUAAUGUGGCAGCAUUACUAACGCUACUAAAUAUGUCCAUGCAAUAUUAAGAAUUUUUUUCAUCCCUUUUUUGCCUCUCAACUUGCAUGUUCAGCUUGUGCGACCUGCAGGCCAUGCUGCUUCUGGUCAGUCUUUCAUUUGCCAUUGAUAUGAAUGUAGUACAUUGUAGGCCCAUUGCAAUUCUUUGGUUCUUAGGACAGGGCUUGUUGACAGGUUCCAGGAGCCAAGUAGCAAAGUUGCUUCCUUUCGAUGUCUAUGAAAGUGUUUCACCUGGUCACUCAAAAAAAUGACCUGGAAGAGAGGUCUGACUAGUACCCCAUGAUAGUAUUCUGACAUUGUAAGCUCUGGCAGUGGGUGACCGGAAGCACUAUGUUGACUAGACUCUCCUCUAUGUGGGCUGCAAUGCCUCACAUAAGAUUUUGGGGUGUUUGGGACACAAAUCUGUCUCAAACAUUGGAUUUUAUUAUUCUCCUUCCCCCCCCCCUUCCCCAGAUGAGCAGUGCCAAACAUGUAUGAUAUUGGGGGUUUGGCUAUCUUUAUUGCUUACUGAUGGAAUUUCAGACGACAUACGGUAUGUCUGUAGCCAGCUUUAAAAGGCUUUCCCAUGUCUGUUAUGUGAAUGUUUCCCUUCGUCAGUCUUACAAAGAACAGGAUGCACUAUGGUUUAAAGAUGGAGUGUGGCUGGAGAAAUGUAAAUCCAUAUUGCUACAACACACAGAUCCACGAGGCAUUGGCGCAUUAGCCUUGGCUGCCAAAGAAAUUAGCAUUUUGGCCUUUUAAUGCACUAGUAGACUGAUAAUCAGGGACAUAUUGCUUUUUUUUAAUUUAUUUUUUUCUGCAUGGUAACUUCAGUCGAAGUAGUGAAAUCCAAGCCUUUUUUUUAACCCUUUAGACCUAAGUGGUGCCUGCAGCAUUAAUGACAUCAGACAUCUGAUUGUGCCUCCUAUUCAUAGAGACACAGAAGGCGAGCAAAUUCUCUCAGGUUUAAUACCACAGAGCUGUAUACAUUUCUGAUCUUUGAGACUGUCAACAUGUAUUGAUCUGGAUGACGUAAAAAGAACCGGUCACCACGAAGUGCAGUGUAGUCUGCAGGUAGCUUGUCAUAGAGCAUGUGUAAGGGAUCGGCCAGUAUCAAUUACUAGCUGGGGUUUUUAAUAGUAUUAAAGGGGUUCUCCAGGAAUGGUUUUAAAAUGGCCACCAACAACCUGUCCCAGAAUGUGAGCAGGACUGGUUGCCACCACUUUCGGAGCUGCCUAGGAGGGUGAGGGGGCAGAGCCUCACUACACUGCUCUACAAUAGAUGGUAAUGAUGUGAUUCUGCCUAUGAUAUGCCAUCAUGGCUGAGCAGCCUGACAGGAAUAUGUAGUAUAUGUAAGUGCCAGAGUGAAGUGAGGGCCCGUCCCCUUACCCUUCCAGGCAGCUCUGCAAGUGGUGCUGGUCACAUUCUAGGACGGGUUGCUUGCAGCCAUUGUAAAUCUAUCCCAGAAGACCUGAAUU
This is a messenger RNA of Bufo bufo (common toad), 3260 nucleotides long. It is a transcript of the gene NUDT4, whose product is annotated as nudix hydrolase 4. Bases 289 to 834 code for a protein of 181 amino acids. The transcript is spliced from 5 exons. Gene Ontology annotation, molecular function: bis(5'-adenosyl)-hexaphosphatase activity; diphosphoinositol-polyphosphate diphosphatase activity; endopolyphosphatase activity. NCBI's taxonomy places the organism in Eukaryota, Metazoa, Chordata, Amphibia, Anura, Bufonidae. The record is from RefSeq and is a predicted model, not a curated record. Gene Ontology annotation, cellular component: cytoplasm; nucleus. Gene Ontology annotation, biological process: diadenosine hexaphosphate catabolic process; diphosphoinositol polyphosphate metabolic process; adenosine 5'-(hexahydrogen pentaphosphate) catabolic process.